This is a messenger RNA of Fonsecaea multimorphosa CBS 102226, 1029 nucleotides long. RefSeq lists its product as uncharacterized. Bases 1 to 1029 code for a protein of 342 amino acids. The transcript has a single exon. Lineage: Eukaryota; Fungi; Ascomycota; Eurotiomycetes; Chaetothyriales; Herpotrichiellaceae. The record is from RefSeq and is a predicted model, not a curated record. Gene Ontology annotation, molecular function: dioxygenase activity.
AUGAUUGCUCCGUCACCCGAAACCAUCCCCGUCGUCGACUUCUCCCGGUUUUCUACCGAUCUGCCUUCCCUCGCGCGGGAAAUCAAGGACGUCUGCGCAACAUGGGGGUUUCUGUACCUCAGCAACCACGGCUUGCCACAGUCAAGCAUCGAUCGCAUGUUCGACAUCAGCGCGACCUUCUUCAAAACCACCCCUCGCGAGGAGAAGUCCUCGACGCCCUGGAGCAGCAUCGUCAACGCCGGAUACGAUGCGAAGACCGGCACCGAAGGAUAUUUCAACGAGCACGGUGCCAAGGAUCGCGUGUCGGCUGUGGACGAGAAGGAGGUAUUCGUGAUUCGGAAGCAGGCGUCUUAUGACCAACCUAUGCCGCCCUCUUUGAAGAAAUUCAACCCUGAGAUUCAGGCGUUCAUGGGAGAGCUGCAUGAGAAGAUCGCCGUCCCGUUGCUCGCAUGCCUUGGGGUUGGCUUAGGUCUAUCCGCGGACCGUCUUCCCCAGAUCCAUCAGCAUGAAAAUCCGUCGAUGACCACCCUUCGUCUCAUCCACUACCCAGCCCUUCCACCCAGCGACACCGCCAAAGUCCGCCUGGGUUCACACACAGAUCAAGGCGUGAUCACGAUCCUCUUCCAGAACCUUGUCGGCGGCCUCCAGAUACGACCUCCAAAAUACACGGGUCCUAUCAAGGAUGAUGAGAUAUGGCUCGACGCCCCCGUCAUCCCGGGCGCGGUGCUCAUCAACAUCGGCGAGACAAUGACCUUCUUUUCGGGUGGACUCAUGAAAUCCACGCUGCACCGCGUCACUCGGUCCCCUCUGCCCGAAGACCAGGGCAAAGAGAGGUUCUCGAUGGCAUACUUCUGCCACCCCAACAUCGAUACGUUGCUGGAGGUCCUUGAGGGGAUCAAAGGGGAGGAUGGCAAGGAAAUUCAAAGGAAAGAGCCGCCGAUCAGCUGUGUUACGGGUCAAAAGGUCAGGACCGUCAAGGAAUGGAUCGAGCACAGGCAUUCAAUGGGCCGUUUGGAGAAGGUUAAGUGA